Messenger RNA from Eutrema salsugineum, 855 nucleotides. Its product is annotated as glutathione S-transferase T3-like. NCBI's taxonomy places the organism in Eukaryota, Viridiplantae, Streptophyta, Magnoliopsida, Brassicales, Brassicaceae. The transcript has 2 exons. The record is from RefSeq and is a predicted model, not a curated record. The coding region runs from base 1 to 855 and encodes 284 amino acids.
AUGAGGGUUUGUGAACCUCUUUACAACGAGGGUUAUUCACAAACCAUAGACCUUAGAUCCUCUGAACUUCCUGUGUGUAGCAGCCAAUGUAACGAGGAUCCAAGUGUUGGGGUUGAGGAUCGGAAAGAAAGGCGUAAAUGGUCUCCGAAGGAGGAUAUUAGCUUGAUCUCUGCUUGGUUGAAUACCAGCAAAGAUCCAGUUGUGGGUAACAAGCAAAAGGCGGCUGCUUUCUGGAAGAGAAUUCAGAUCUACUACAACGCAAGUCAUCAGCUAGUUGGCAUGCAUCCGAGAGAGGCGGAUCAGUGCAAGCAGCGGUGGGGAAGGAUCAACGAUCAAGUCUGCAAAUUUAUAGGCUGCUACGAGGCUGCUCUGCAGGAACAAAGAAGCAGCCAAAACGAGGACGAUGUGAUGAAAGCUGCACACGACAUAUUCUUCAGUGAUCACGGCAUAAAGUUCUCUUUGGACCACGCAUGGAGAGAGUUUCGGUAUGACAAGAAGUGGUCAACCACGGUGAAUGCUAAAGACGGUGGCAAAGAGAAACGAAGGAAAGUAGACGAUGGUGCAGGGCAAGCGGCAAACUCCCUAGAAGAGGAAGUUGCACAAAGAAGACCGCCUGGUGUUAAGGCCGCUAAGGCUGGAAAAUGUAAAAGGAGUGGGCUGAAGACAACCGGAGGAAAAGAAUCUGCCGACCACUUGGCUAAGUUGGAAACCAUGUGUGAUAUUAAGAAGAUGGAUUUGGAACUGAAAAAAGAGAUUUUGAACAAGAGAUUGUUUGAGUUUUUCCUUGCUAAACCCGAGCCACUUUCUGAAAAUGAAAUGGCUCUUAAAAAUAAACUAAUUAAUGAGUUGUUGUAA